Molecule: messenger RNA, 6057 nt
Organism: Pangasianodon hypophthalmus (striped catfish)
Lineage: Eukaryota; Metazoa; Chordata; Actinopteri; Siluriformes; Pangasiidae
Gene: uts2r4
Product: urotensin-2 receptor 4
Exons: 1
Coding region: 681-1775 (364 amino acids)
Biological process (GO): regulation of blood pressure; neuropeptide signaling pathway; blood vessel diameter maintenance
Cellular component (GO): membrane
Molecular function (GO): urotensin II receptor activity
Source: RefSeq, a predicted model, not a curated record
GUGUGUGCUCACUUGUGUCACUAUCGUUUGAAAUGGCACCCUGGUGUUCAAAGUCGAAUCGGGCGGCCCAAAGUGAGCGUCUCCUAAAUCUAACAUGUCAUGUGCAAUUGCACUUACGUGUGAGUGAGAGUUUUAAGAGGCGAGUGACGGAGAAAGAGGGACAAAGAGAAAGAGAUGGUUGGAUAGAAGAGAAGGGCACUUAGCAAGGAAGCUAAUUGAGGCAGAGAACUAAAAAAUAUCAACUCUUGACACUUAUCAAAAACGCUUUUGGAUGAAGGACGCAAAUUCCAAACCCUGGAUGGAAACAUUAAAAGCUAUCUGCAUUGCAGAUGAAGGAAGCCAGGAAAGCUGUGCGUGUGUUUCCAGAAACUUCCAUUCAGUUUUACAGACGGUGACCUUUGAUAGACCAACAGGACAUUUUAAGCUAUUUUCUGUGAAGAUUUGGAUAAUGGCAUUGUUUAAGACUCAUGUAUUGACAUCUCUAAGGACUAAUCAACCAUGUCUACAACUCUGUUGAUGUUUUAAGUGAAAAAAGAGGAGCCUGAGCAUUGCCUUUUUACCCAUUUACAACUGCACCUUAGACUAGCUGGAAUUUUAAAGGGAUGGUCACCCCCAGUGCCCACUAAAGCACUCGGAAUUUUUUUGUUUGGCCUUUCCGGCUGAGUGCCAUUCUGUGGAUCAUGAGCUUGGUGCCCAAUGCCAGCAUCUCUGUCCCUUCCCACUCGGGCACCAGUGGAACAGGAAGUGGCACAAGUGGAGGUGGAACAGGAACCGUGUGGGUAACCCCUCUUCUCGGUGCUACCUUGAUCACCAUGUGCAUCCUUGGCGUGGCGGGAAAUGUUUACACGCUAGGUGUGAUGCGCUCUGCAGUUUUACGCCGCUCUGGAUCCAUGUAUGUUUUCAUUGUCAAUCUGGCGGCAGCUGACCUGCUCUACUUGGGCACCAUACCGUUUGUGGUAUGCACGUAUUUUGUCCAUGAUUGGCUCUUUGGUGAGACAGGUUGUCGGGUUCUGCUUAGCCUUGACCUGCUCACCAUGCAUGCCAGUGUCUUUGCCCUUGUGGCCAUGAGCCUGGAACGUUAUCGUGCUGUGGCAUCACCAUUCCGUGCCCGUCGCUCUGCCACUGACUCCGCCCGACGCCACUGGCUAGCAGCUCUUGCCAUCUGGGGUGCUGCCUUGGCACUCACACUACCCAUGAUGGUGAUGAUCAGGCUGCGAGAGGGACGUCCAGGAGCCUCCGGUCUCGUCAAGCGCAUCUGCUUCCCCACAUGGACGCCUGAGGCCUUCAAAACCUACCUCACUGUUCUUUUCUUCACUAGCAUGUUGGUGCCAGGGCUAGUCAUGGUGGUGCUGUAUAUAGGGUUGGCACGACACUACUGGAUAGCGCAGUCCAACCUCACACGUGGAGGAGCAGGAAACAAGAGCAGCAUCUGUCUUUCCACCUCUUCUUGCCCGUCUAGGCGGAAAAGGCUUAAGCACAAAGUGGUCUGCAUGAUCUUCAGCAUUGUGGUGGCCUAUUGGGCAUGCUUCCUGCCCUUUUGGGGCUGGCAGAUGGCCAAACUGUUCUCAGCUGAAUCCCUGCGCUCAUUGACACCUGCCACGCACACGUAUGUCAACUUCUUUGUUACGUGCCUUACAUACGGCAACAGUUGUGUGAACCCGCUGCUCUACACAUUGCUCACCCGCAACUAUAAAGACUACCUGGCGCAAAGGGGACAGGCCUCAGGCUCCAGCCGUAUCGACCAGGGUUCAGGGUCAGGGAUCAACGAUCUGUAGAUGAAAUUAUCGAUGAGGUGAAUGGCUGACAUAGAUAAUGUCUUCCUAUCAUUAUACUACAACCACAUUUGGUUAUAUCUCAUAUUCCCAACCCUGGUCCUGGAAUACCCUGUCCUGCAUAUUUUUAGUGUUGUCACCAAAGACUCUUUCACGCAACCUUCAACUCAGGAAAGGUUGUUAUUAGCUGAAUAGGUGUGUUGGACACAAGGACAACACUAAAAUGUACUACAGGACCAAGGGGUACUCCAAGACCAGGGUUUGGAACCUGUGGGUUAUAUUUGUAUAUAGCAGUACUUAUGAACACUGGUCCUGGAGUCUACUUGAUCUGAAUUGUUUUGCCUGCUCGAGCUCACCUAAUCUGGCUAAUACCCUAAUUAACAGGCCUGUUAUGAGUGUGUGUUUAAUGCAGGAGUAUUCAAGUCGUAUGAAGUCAGGAACACUUGUAUUGUCAUGCCAUCCAUGUACAUACAUACAUACAGAAGAAUGAAAUGUUGUUCACCCAAGACCAGAGCUCAACACAAUACAAGGGUACCAAAGGCUGUGAUUGGGAACCACUGCUACAUAGAUUAUGCAAUGAACUACCAGAUCACUUUGAAUCAGUCUGACAUUUUUUACAAAUGCUGGUAUGUGAUGGACAUCCAAUGUGAUGGACAGCUGAUGAUUUAGAUAAGUUGCUUGCUACAACCUUCUGAACAUAAAGUAUGACAUGGAUUCAGCUUAAUUUGUGACGUGGACCAUCUUUAGUGCUUUGUUUGUAUUUAAGCUAGAUUAUGUCUUCAUUACAUUUGAUAUCCUGAACAAUGUUAGCACAUCUGGCUUCUAAAGGUGUGUUUUGCUGUGAAAUUUCUUUAGCGAUAUUCUAAAGAUCUCUAAAGAUAAAAUAAACAUAUCAAGCUCUUAUCACCUUGAUCAACUCAUCAGUGGUUCUUUCAGUAGUGCAAAUUGAUAUGACGAUGAACACACACUGAAAUGCACGUAUCUGUGUACGUAUCUAACAAUUAAUGCAAAUUGAAAUGAAUAUGUGUGUUAUUGUGUGUAGUCGUGUAUAAUUCCAGGUUGGACAUGUCUGUACUGUUGCCUUACACUCUGGAAUGUUUCUCCAGGUCGAUAAAUUCCUCACUCUGGGCCACAGGCCUUUUCGAGCAGCAACGCAAAUUAUUCCUACUCAGCUGUGAGAGCAGAUAAUAAUGCUGACAAUACAGAUGACCUGAACAAUGCUCGAUGAACCAUAUGACCUUGGUGGUAGCAACAUCGAUGAGAUUCGUUGAACGGGAAUCAUUUAAAUCAAUAAAAGCUGGCAUGUGUAGAUAGCUGUAGCUGUAGAUAAGCAUGACUAUUUUGGAACCAUAAAACAAACUGAAGUAUUGAUGUGGUGCGAACUUAAUGGUGAUAACUGAUGAGCCACUGUUCCAAAGCUGAUAAUGGCUCUACAUUGUAAAGUGCCCUUGAAAGCCAAGUUAAACUUACCACUAAGUUGUACUGUUACGUGUUUGUUUCCUAAUGCUAGAUCUGUAAAUGCGAAGCAACUGAUGGAUCUGGUUUGUAACUCAAAUUUGCCAAGUUUGUGUAAGAAAUGAAGCAUGGUGGCUAUUUAAAACCAAUCUAAUGGUCAAGCAGUAUUUCCUAGUACUGUUCUUUCUUAAAAUCCUAAAUUGCCCUAUAAAUGAUUGUAUAUUAUUACAAAUAUUGUCAAAAACAUAAGGAAUAAAACAUAGUGGGGUGCUGUUUUAGAGAAAAAAAAAUCAACAAUGCUGUGGUUUGAUGUGUUACCACCCCAAACUACAUCCUCAAGUGUUUUAUUCCUCGUAUACCACAGCAAUUUGCUAACCAUAACAUUUUUUUAUUUAUUAAAGAAUGGCAUAUUGUACUUUUUAUCCAUUUAUAUUUACAUUUAAAUGGGGAGUUCACCUUUUUUCACAUUUGACCCUCUCUAAGCACUUUUAGACACCUCAGGCAUUUUUUAUAUUAAAUGCUUAAAAAAAAAUUGUUAAAACUAAUUAAAAUAACACUGCCCACCUACUCCCAGUCUUUGCAUGCUUGAAUCAUAGGAAUGUAUUCAUCCGCUGUGUCGGGGGCACUUCCUGGAUGUGUGUUCCUGCCUGCGUAGCUACUGUAGCCAAAAUAAAAUCGGCUUUGAGCGUGUUCCCCUGACACAGUUUCUUUUAUUGAAACCAAUCAAAAACUGGAGUGGUUUGUCCUGCCUUCAACACCCAGAAACUUCAAACAUCAGAGAAGAGUAUAGAUUGACUCAUGAUGGAAUACACUGACCAUCAGUUUUGUUUUGUUUUGUUUUAUGUCUUAUAUCUUGUUUUGUUUUAUAUGUUUUGUAUGUUUUUAUGUCUUGUUUUGUACGUUUUGAGGAAAUUUACAACUCAAUUAGAAUAUUUAGAGUCCUAAACUCGUCUGAUUCUAAUUUAUUUUGCUAAACAGUCAUUCAUGGAGAAAGAACAAAAAAUUGUUAGAACAUAAAAACUAUCUGAGGUGACUAGAAAUCGCUGAAUAAAUAUGGAGAACUGCUGAAAUGUGAAAAAAGGUGGAAUUCUCCGUUAAUGUUGUGGAAUGUCCUGUGGAAUGUCCUGUUUUAUUCCUGUUAUCACUUAUGUUAUAACAGUCGCAGCUGACACUAGAGAAUCUUUCCAAAAAUGCUAAAUAAAUGUCUUCUUAUAGAAAAUCAAGAUCCUGUUAGGUGUUACUCUGGAAACAAUAACAUGUUGGAAUGAGCACAUUAAUACAAACAUGUGAUUCACUCUACAUACUAUACUAUACUAAUUUCGACACCACCCGUGGAAAACCUUGUACCGGGCAACACUGAACUGAACUGUAGGUGGAUUCUCUACAAGUGGGUCCUCUUUUGUGUCCCACUUCUAUGUAAUAUGUCUUUUGCAUACCCGCACCAUCAGGAUUUGAUAAAUUGACCUUUUGAACUGUUCUUUUAUUAUUCAAGUUGCUGGAUGUCUUUCUGAAACCCUUGAUCUGGUUCUAUAUUGUACAGAAGAGCAGGUUUCCCAGCAGUUGAACUAACCUAAUAUACUAGAAGUUUACUUUUCCUUCCCCUAUUUCAUUUUCAUUUACUGUACUGGUGUGAAGUCAGCACAGUGAUUGAGUGUACACUCCACAGUCAGCUUUUUUCCCCUCUAUGCCAAGGCAGUGAGGUCAGCAGGAAGAUUGAGUGCUUGAUGCAGUGUAAAUUACUAUAGACUCGGGACUUGGCAAACUUUGAGGUUAACACUUAUGGUCCAUUCCAAUACACACACACUAUUCACUACUAUAGAUGUCAGCAGUGGGGGUAGCAUGUGUCUGUGUGAGUGUGUGUAUGUGGAUCUGCAGAAAAAUUUUGUGGACACUUGACCAUUACACCCAUAUGAACAUCCCGUUCCAGAUUUAGUCCCCCUUUACUGUUAUAACAACCUCCACUUUUCUGGGAAAGCUUUCCACUAGAUUUUGGAGAGUGGUUUUUUCCAAUUCAGCCACAAGAGCAUUAGUGAGAUCGGGCACUGAUGUUGGGAGAGAAGAUUUGGUGCACAGUCCUCGUUCUAAUUUAUCCCAAAGGUGUUGAUGUCGAGGCUCUCUGCAGGCUACUCAAGUUCUUCCACUCCAACCUUGGCAAACCAUGUCUUCAUGAAGCUCAUGUUCUCCAUAGGGAACAGGUUUGGGCCUCUUAGUUCCAGUGAAGGGAAAUUGUAAUGCUACAGAAUAUAUAAUGCAUACAAUGACAUCCUAUACCAUUGUGUGCUUCCAACUUCGUGGCAACAGUUUGGGGAAGAACCACAUAUGGGUGUGAUGGUCAGGUGUCCACAAACUUUUGCCUGUAUAGUGUAUUAUAUAGGCAUUUUAAAACAUUACACAUUAGAAGAGACUUAGGUACAAAAGUUAUGUCAAUAUUUAUACGGAUAUUCAGAGAUGGGUUUCACACAUGCUUAAGUCAAUUUUCUGGGUUCCCCAGAAAUGUAGUUCACAUCUCCGAGGUUUCUAGAUCUUUCUUGAGUAGAAGCAUCUAAUACAGGAACAAAAGCAUCUAGUCCACCACCUUUAAACACUUUACAACUAAGCCCCAAAUAAUAAGGGGAUAGAAAAUGUGGACUGAUGAAGCAAUUGCAUUUUACUUUUCUUUCUUUUUUUUUUUUUUCCCCGCAAACCUGACCGUUAAGGUGUUGUUCAAGUUGGUCAUUGUGAACUUUUAUUUAUGGAUGGUGUGAACAUUGCUUUAUGCACUUGUUGGCUUAUUGGGUUUGUUGUUCAAAAAAUCAUCAAUUAAUAUAUUAAGUGUUAGUUACUAUCCAUA